UUAUUUUUGGAUAUUUAAAAAUACUUAACCUAACUUUUUAAUGUAGUGAGCGUUGUGGAGGUCUUUGUGAAGUAUGUUUUUACUCUUUACAACAAAAAGAAAGUUAAUAAAGGAUUAUUAUUGCAACUAUGCUUACUAAGAUAUGUUUAUUCGACGCAUUUUAUCUACUAAUUUAUUUUAUACAUCACUACAAAAAAGCUACACUUCAAUUAAAAAUGAUACAGCACGUCCUUAUAAUGUGUUAGUGAAUGACGAUAUCCCAGAAGUGUCCCCUUCUAUUAUUAAAAAGGCUCUUAGUAGUGCUAAUAUUACUUUUGAAGAAGGAAAUACUUGUUUUAUAGUCCCAUGUUCUGUUUGCUGCAAGUCAUCAAAGGCAGCUCCUAAAUUAUAUAUUAACACUAUGACAGGUAAUUUUUCAUGUACUUGUGGUAAUUUGGGGCAGUGGAAGACAUUUGAGCAGUAUUUUAUAAACAAACGGAGAAAGAAGUUAGCAGGCUCUAUUGAACCAUUUGUUGAUACUGGAAAACUGGAAACAAGCAAAAGUUAUUUAAGUAAUAUUGAAAGUAGUACCAAGAAGCUAAGUUCUUUAUCAGAAGAAAAUGUGAUAGCAAUUUUUAAAAGGUUUAAUUUGCCAAAUGUGCCAAUGUCUGCAUUGUCUAAUUUAGCAGUAAGGAUAGAUAGUAAUCAAAGUAAACUUUAUUUCCCUUUGGAAAAUGUUGAAUCUAGAACCGUAGGAUAUAGAGUGCUUAGUGUUGAAAAUAAGACAAAAAGAUCAAGCAAUACUUGUACCUAGUUUGCCAGAUUUUUUUGCACUUUUAAACAGUAAAUUACCUGGUUAUGCUGUUUGUCUUCCCA
Agrilus planipennis (emerald ash borer) is the source of this 855-nucleotide messenger RNA. RefSeq lists its product as uncharacterized. The record is from RefSeq and is a predicted model, not a curated record. The transcript has 4 exons. Bases 143 to 793 code for a protein of 216 amino acids. NCBI's taxonomy places the organism in Eukaryota, Metazoa, Arthropoda, Insecta, Coleoptera, Buprestidae.